Molecule: messenger RNA, 3134 nt
Organism: Sardina pilchardus (European sardine)
Lineage: Eukaryota; Metazoa; Chordata; Actinopteri; Clupeiformes; Clupeidae
Gene: gab3
Product: GRB2 associated binding protein 3
Exons: 11
Coding region: 193-1983 (596 amino acids)
Biological process (GO): signal transduction
Cellular component (GO): cytoplasm
Molecular function (GO): signaling adaptor activity
Source: RefSeq, a predicted model, not a curated record
UGCCCAUCACUCUUUUCCAUUAUCUUUUGUCUAUUAUGAGUCUGACAGCAGCAGUGGCAGCCUCGGCACUGAAGAGCACACCAGAGGACACACACACACACAUACACACACACACUCAUACACACAGAGGGAAAGAGAGAAACACACACACACACACACAUGUACACACUGUGGAUUCCGUGAGCAGGCAACAUGAGUGCGGAUGAUGUGGUGUUUACCGGCUGGCUCGUCAAGUCCCCACCAGAGAAGAAGCUCAAUACCAGAUAUUCAUGGAGGAAGCGCUGGUUUGUCCUUCGUCAGGGCCGCAUGAGCGGCAACCCGGACGUGCUGGAGUACUACCGCAGCAAGUGCUCCCGGAAGCCCAUCCGCACCAUCGACCUGCAGGAGUGCGAGGUCCACGCGCCGAGCAUCGAGUCCCAGCAGCAGCAGCAGCAGCAGCAGCCGCCGCCUCCUCCGCCUCCACAGUCCCUGCACAAGCGGCAGUUCCAGAACCAGCACCUGUUCGUGGUGAAGACGGCCGCGCGCGUCUUCUACCUGCUGGCCAAGACGCAGGAGGAGAUGAACGGCUGGGUGCAGAGGAUCAGCCAGAUCUGCACCUUCGGGACGCCGGAUGACACAGAUUCGGCGGACAGUUUGACGUACACUCCGACGUCCCAGCAGCCCUCUCCCGCUCUCUCUCCGCGGGUCUCCCUGGUGAGCGGCGCAGACUUCUUUCCCAGCGGCGGCGGCGGCGGCGGCGGCGGCGGCGGCGGCACGGCAGUGAGCAGGGACCGGGACCGGCUCAGUCAGUCGGACGGCCAGCCUCCUCCUCCGGACUACCUCAUCCUCUCGCAGUGCAACUCGGGCACCGUCAGCAUCACCAGACGCAGCAGCUUCACCAACUCCGAGCACUCGCUGGAGCAGAGCUCGUCGGACACGUUCGGCGAGGACGUGUUCCUGUCGCCUCCGCCGGCCGGCGUCCCCGGCUCCGCCCUCCCCCUGGGCUCCGCCCCCCCCCUGGGCCACGCGGUGGCCGACGCCCCCUUCAGCGCCCCCUGUGGUGGCCCGGCGCCACUGCACCCGCUCUUCACGUCGUCCUCGUCGUCCGCCACCUCGUCCCCGCGGUCCCUCCAGCAGCUGCCCGACAUCUUCCGCUUCGACCGGCCCUUCCUGGCGACCCCUGACCCCCCGCACACGCCCCACACGCCGCCCCCACUGCCCCCCAAGCCUGCGCAGCCCACCGUCGCCCCGGGCAACCCGCUCGCCCCGCCCCUGCACCUCCGCCACCGGGUCUCCAUGCCAACCAGCCUGGAGCUCUUCAGGAGGGGAGAGUCCGACAGCUUGGCAAGAGGGAGAAACAAAAUAGGGAGCCUCCAUCUGCCUUCGUUAGCGCUCCCUUGCCAGUCCGAUGACUCCUAUGUGCCCAUGGCCUCCCCCCCGCCGCUCACCCCCGUGGACCUGCCCUCCGACGGCUACAUCCCCAUGAGCCCUGCCACCUUCCCGAGGACCAAUGGGAAAGCAGAGCCGCCGCCUCCUCCCGGUGCUGACCUGGAGCCUCCACCAGUCAACCGCGACCUGAAGCCUCGGAGGCGGGCGCGGCCCCCCCCACUGGACCUCCGAGGCUUGUCCACCAUCCGAGAGAACCCCAUGCACCUCCCCCUGGUCAGAACCCACACCGAGCCCAGCGCUAUACAGCCUUGUGUCACUUCGGACAGAAGAUGGAGAGCCAUAACCCCAGUGGACCCAGAGGCCUGCAUCAGCCCCACAGACAGGCAGCUGUUCUUCCCCGUGGCUGAGGCGGCGCUGCAGCAGUCCUGGACGCGAGGCUCCCGGCUGGACUACCUCUCCCUGGACUUCAAAUCCGCCUCCCCGUCGCCCGUGCUCAAGAAGCCUCUGCUGGCCGAGGAGCACAGGGUGGACUACGUGCAGCUGGACGAGAAGAGGACUCAGGCCCUCCGGGAAACCCAAGUGCAGUGGCAGGAUGAUCGCCAGUCCAAGUCCUAAAAGACGACGACAAGCAACAACAACAAAAAAAAAACAGUCCAGAGAGCUGUCUCUCCAAAAGCACUGUGUACCAUGUAAAGUCACGAGGACCAAGACCGCUACUCUACGAGCACAAACCGCCUGGAUCGACGACAAGGAGAGCAAUAACACAAUCCCUUACUGCCCUGACGCUCGCAGUCACUGAAGGGGUUGAAAAACAAGCCUGUUAGCUUGUCGCGGCCCACAUUUACAGGAAAGCAGCAUUUUUUCUCCGUUUCAGCAGCUCAGUCAUGUAAAAAGGAAAGGUCGCCAGCGGCUCCAUUCUCUCUGAGUCUCGUAGACAGGAUCAGGGCCUAUUGGUGCCUCACAACUGGCCUUUGAAGUGUGCACUGUGAAGGAGGAGAGAGGACAUCUGUACUGUGAAAGGUACUCUAGCACGCCAAAUGAAGACACAAGAAUAGCACAGCCUCUUCUCGGCUGCACGGCAGCCCUACUUCAUUUCAACUACUGAUUGUACUGGCUUGUAAAUAUGAAGGCGUUGACUAACUAGCAUUACAUGUUUUUUUGCCAUUAUUCUGCCUUCAUUACAAGAACAUGCUCAAUAGCACUGUAGCUUUUAUUAGCAACAAUGACUUCAAUAAUAUAUUAUUAUUAACUCACUGCUGGGUCCAGAAGGUGAUUUGUACAUUUAUAUUAUAUGUAUUUUGCAUCUGUGUGUGAGUGUGUGUGUGUGUGUGUGUGUGUGUGUGUGUGUGUGUGUGUGUGUGGAGAGAGUGAGAGUGAGAUAGAGAUGGUCCAUACUCUUGUCUUUAUGUGUCUAAAUGGCUGCACUUGUAUAGAAUCUCCUACCAGAAUGCGUAUGGACGAUAAGAGACCUAACUGGCCUGUGUUCUCUGUGGUACUGCUCACAUGCACCUCUAUCCCUAACUAUCACGUUCCUCAUCAUUUCAGUCAUGCAAGCAAGCACCUUUUUGAAGUAGCGAUAUUGCCUUGAUAUAAUGUGGUCGAGAUGGAUUUCUUUCGAAAUGAAUGAAAAUAAACGUUGUUUUGUUUUGUUUUGUUUUUCGUUAAGCUGCUGAUUGUUCUUUUGUUUGUACACUGUCACUGUUAUGCAAUUAUUUGCAUAAUCAAGACUAUUUCCAUGUCAAAAAUAAAUCACUUUUUAAAAUAAA